Molecule: messenger RNA, 276 nt
Organism: Iphiclides podalirius (scarce swallowtail)
Lineage: Eukaryota; Metazoa; Arthropoda; Insecta; Lepidoptera; Papilionidae
Source: the annotation of a GenBank genome assembly
AUGGUCCACCUAACCAUCCCACUGUGGAAUGACAGCAACCCUGGCGAUGCGCCCGUCGCGGCGGGCGCGAGGUUCGUAUAUGGCAAGGUCGGCGAGAUCGCACGCGACAUCGGCGCAAUCACUUUCACCACGCGUCUUACCAAAUGCAACGCGGAGAUAGACCGUCUAGAGCGGAACGGUUUUGUUCUCUCCCCGAGCAGACGCUGUGAUCGCUCGGCGUUUCCACCAUUAGACGGCGUCCGGGAUGAUACUCUAAAUUUCAAUGAUGUGACCGUA